This is a messenger RNA of Chara braunii, 930 nucleotides long. Lineage: Eukaryota; Viridiplantae; Streptophyta; Charophyceae; Charales; Characeae. The record is from the annotation of a GenBank genome assembly.
CCGUGCCCCCUUGCGGCCCCUACGGCCCUCGAGUGGAUGAGGGAGGUGAUAAGCGAGGAAGGGUUGAGGUGGUCGACUAUGGUGGAUGGGUGUAGGUGAUGGAGGUGGAAGAAGGGUUGGGGGUGGUCGGCUAUGGUGGACGGGUGUGGGUGAUGGACGAGGAAGAAGGGUUGGAGGUGGUCGGCUAUGGUGGACGGGUGCGGGUGAUGGAGGAGGAAGAAGGAUUGGAGGUGGUCGACUAUGGUGGACAGGUGCAGGUGAUGGAGGAGGAAGAAGGGUUGGAGGUGGUCGGCUAUGGUGGACGGGUGUGGGUGAUGGAGGAGGAAGAACGGUUGGAGGUGGUCAGCUAUGGUGGACGGGUGUGGGUGAUGGAGGAGAAAGAAGGGUUGGAGGUGGUCGGAUAUGGUGGACGGGUGCGGGUGAUGGAGGUGGGAGAAGGGUUGGAGGUGGUCGGCUAUGGUGGACGGGUGUGGGUGAUGGAGGAGGAGGAAGGGUUGGAGAUGGUAGGCUAUGGUGGACGGGCGUGGGUGGCGAAGGAGGAAGAAGGGUUGGGGGUGGUCGACUAUGGUGGACGGGCGUGGGUGAUGGAGGAGGAAGAAGGGUUGGAUGUGGUCGGCUAUGGUGGACGGGUGUGGGCGAUGGAGGGGGAGGAAGGGUUAGAGGUGGUCGGGUAUGGUGGACGGGUGUCGGUGAUGGAGGAGGAAGAAGGGUUGGAGGUGGUCGGCUAUGGUGGACGGGCGUGGGUGAUGGAGGAGAAGGAAGGGUUGGAGGUGUGGGUGAUGGAGGAGGAAGAAGGGUUGGAGGUGGUCGGCUAUGGUGGGUGGGCGUGGGUGAUGGCGGAAGAAGAAGGGUUGGACGUGGUUGGCUAUGGCGGACGGGUGUGAGUGAUGGAGGAAGAAGAAGGGUUGGGGGGUGGUCGGCUAUGGUGGA